AUGCAUCGACUUUUUGCUGAGCUGGAGCCAUCUGUAACCGUCACCGAGCAAAACCUGGCAGACCGAGUUCGGUAUAUCUUGCGCUCAAAUAUAUUUGUUGACGUCGAACUCGAACAACUACGACGUAAGGCUGUUCCCUCAUCAAAUGAAAAUGCUACGGCUGAGGAUGCGGUGCCACAAGUUGCAGAACAACCCGCACACGUGGAUAUCGCCGUAAAUACCCCAGUGGUGGCUGAUUCACAUGAUGAUGGAACAUUAGCCCAGGAACUAGAAAUAGAGCAAAUGAGGAGUACAUUGGAAGAGGCGAUUAUGGAAACACGCAGUACGCCUCUCGAAAAUCGACCGCGACUUCCCCGCAUAGCCCUAACAAAUACAAGUAGAACAGGCCCAACACCGAAUCAGGCCGACGCUAUAACAUUCUGGCGCGACCUGUGGUCAGAGCCCGUAAACCACAUCGAAGGCUCUUGGACGGAAGUUAUGGCGAGUCAGUGUGCGAGUAUAACGCCCAUGGACCCCGUCAUUAUAACGCCGGAUGACGUAGCCGAUGCGGUCCGUAGGGCCCCGAACUGUAAAAGUCCGGUACUUGACGGGCUGCAUCAAUAUUGGCCGAAGGAGUUUGUGGAGGCAGUACUUACAGAAGCAGAAGACUGCCGUCGUUUCGCUUGGCAGAACUUGUUUUACAUUAGCAAUUAUUUCGACGGCACAUUAUGCAUGAUACAUACUUGGUACUUAGCGGCUGACAUGCAACUAUACUGCCUAGGUGUUUUCAUCUGCUUAAUGGUGACAAACAGCACUGUUAGAAAAGUAGUGCUGUCGGUACUGUUCGCAGCUGGUGUAAUGAUUCCUGCUGUUGUAACAUAUGUAAAGGAUCUAGACGCUGUUUUUAUAAUUUCGCCUGAAACAUGUGUUAACUACUUUAUCAAGAACCCAACUUUCAACCAUAUCUAUAAACGAGGGCACACCAACUUGGCAGGUUUCAUUAUUGGCUUAAGCAUGGGAUAUAUUACUUAUCAUUUAUUACGUAUGGGCUUUAAUGUCGAGAAGUAUAAGAAACGUCUGUGGAUAUACCAACUAUUAUUCCCCACCUGGAUUCUAAUAACAUGGUUGGGAAGUGUUUUUUACCGCGACGCUCCUCGUGAUUCCAUCUAUAUCAGAGCUUUAUACGCUGGCAUCGUGAAGCCUAUUUUAACUUUGUUGAUGGGGUUGUUUAUACUGGGAGCUAUUUUCAAAUGUGACAAAACAUAUCGAAGUAUAUUAGAAUGGCGCAGAUGGGUCACACCAGCCCGGCUGUCGUACAGCGCGUAUGUUAUACACAUAUUAGUCAUCCGUACAUACAUGGGCACUUUUGAAACACAAACGAAUGCGCUGUUCAUUCACAUUUCAAAAAACGCCCUCCAUUCUCAAAACAAGAUUUAUACAAGCAUAUCUAUGGUGAUGGUGAGCUUCCUUCUUGCAACGCCGUUGUGGUUACUAGUGGAAGCACCAGCGAAUGAACUAGUCAAAAUGACCUUUUCAUUACUAAUUGGCGCUCAGGAGACGAAGAAGACUGAUUCAGAUAUAACAAUGAAAAGCGAAGUCUAA
Molecule: messenger RNA, 1581 nt
Organism: Parnassius apollo (apollo)
Lineage: Eukaryota; Metazoa; Arthropoda; Insecta; Lepidoptera; Papilionidae
Source: the annotation of a GenBank genome assembly